AUGCGCUUUACAAAACCGCUCUGGUUGACGCAUGGAGGUGACAAGAAAGACUAUGAAGUUUACAGCUGCCACGUCUCGCCAGACGGAAGUCGCCUGGUAACGGCAGGAGGAGACGGACAUGUGCGCAUCUGGUCGACUGAUGCGAUCCGCAAUGGCGCAAAAGCAGACUACGACAAGCCCAAACAGCUGGCGGCUAUGAGCUACCACUCGGGCACGAUACACUCUGUGCGCUUCUCUGGAAACGGCAAAUACCUGGCCUCGGGCGCCGACGACAAGAUUGUGUGCAUCUACAACCUCGAUCCCAACCCUCCGACUCACACAACUUUCGGCUCAAACGAGACUCCCCCCGUCGAGAACUGGCGCAUCUUCCGCCGUCUGAUCGGUCACGACAACGAUGUCCAGGACCUGGGCUGGUCGGCCGAUUCCUCCAUCCUCGUCUCGGUCGGUCUUGAUUCAAAAGUCGUCGUCUGGUCCGGCCACACGUUCGAGAAGCUCAAGACCUUGUCACAACACCAGAGUCACGUCAAGGGCAUCACCUUCGAUCCCGCAAACAAAUACUUCGCUACCGCUAGCGACGACCGCACAAUACGCAUCUUCCGCUUCAGCUCCCCUCCUCCGAACGCCACGACCUACGAUCAGGUCAACAACUUCGUUCUCGAAGCCACCGUCUCAGUCCCCUUCACCACCUCCCCCCUCACGACAUACUUCCGUAGAUGUUCCUGGUCUCCUGACGGCGCUCACAUCGCCGCCGCCAACGCCGUCAACGGUCCUGUCAGCUCUGUUGCCAUCGUGACUCGUGGUAGCUGGGAAAGCGAGGUCAACUUGAUCGGCCAUGAGGGUCCCGUCGAAGUGUGUGCUUUCUCUCCUCGCCUCUUCUGUCCUGAGCCACCUCCACCAGCCAGCGACAUCACCGCUCAGGAAAACUUUGCUGCUGGUGCUGUGACGGUCGUUGCCUGUGCUGGUCAGGACAAAACUCUUAGCGUGUGGAACACAAAUUCGCCUCGUCCUUUUGUCGUCACCCAGGAGCUGGCUGCCAAACCCAUCUCGGAUCUUGCCUGGUCGCCCGAUGGAGAGACUGUCUACUUCACUAGUUUGGACGGAACCAUUGCCUGCUGCGUCUUUUCCCCUGGAGAACUGGGAUACCCGGCUCCGGUGGUGAACAACGACAAGGCUUUGGCACGUUUUGGCGCUGGUAGAAGAGUCGGUGUUGUCGAAGGUCCGGAUGCGCUGAGGCUGGAAGAAAACAGUAAAGCAGGAGAGCUCAAGGGCGUUCAGGGACGUAUGGGUGAAUUGAUGGGUGAUGGCACUGUUGCUGUUCCCUCCCUUAACGGCUCCUCGGACAAAUCUGCCCCGGCCUCUACCAACGGCACAUCCAAGGAGAGCACAACAAACGGCAGCACAGAGACUGCUGAACCCAAGGAGCCAAUGCCUCCACCGGAUCCGCAGGUCGCUAAGAUCGACAAACUCAAGCAGCGCGUGACUAUCACGAAAGACGGAAAGAAGCGCAUUGCGCCCUUGCUCGUUUCUUCUUCUUCUGGCGUCGGGGAAUCUUCGCUGCCAAAGCCACAACUCAUGUCUAGCGUCUCGCAAGCUAGCCGCAACGAUGCGCCCCAGACCACAUUGGAUCUAUCAAAGCCAUUCGAUGGUCUACCAAGGGGAGGACUUGCUUCGCUUCUGCUUGGCAAUAAACGUAAAUUCGCCGAGAUCGAAGGGGAUGAUGAUCAUCGUGCCGAGAAGCGCAUUGCAUCUAUCCAACAGUCUGGAGCCUCACCUGUGGUCAUUAACACAGCCGUCGGUCUCGUGCCCCCGAGCGCCGCAGGGAAAAGUAUCACUGAAACUGCUGAACCUCUUAGACCCGCGAUUGUGAAUCCCAGUUUGACCACAAGUCAGGUGAGAUUAGCAGUGCCUCUAGUCCGAACGACCAUAGUCCGCCCUCUCGAUGCGAACGGCAAUCAGGAAACAGAAGGACAGCAGACGGACACUGGUGACGAAUCGUCAAUUGUGUUCGAAGCACGGAAUGCUUCGGGUCCCGCACGUACGGGUAGAGUCCAAGAUCGCGAUCCGACGCGCCUCACAGUCUCUCGAAGAGGGCAAUCCAUUUGGCAAGAUUAUCUACCACGAGCAGUAUUGCUAGUGACCGGAAACCACAACUUCUGGGCUGCGGCUUGUGAAGACGGGUCGGUCCACAUCUGGACUCCAGCGGGUCGCAGAUUGAUCAAUGCUCUCAUCCUUGAUGCACAGCCUGUUAUCAUGGAUUGUCGGGGAUGGUGGCUUCUGUGCGUGAAUGCGGUAGGAAUGUGUUAUGUCUGGAACAUCAAGUCCAUGUCAUCGCCACAUCCACCAGUAUCUCUCGCACCUGUACUUGACAUUGCUGCUACAGUCCAGCAAGGCCACACUACCAAUGGACCCGCUGUCAUGUUUGCUCGCCUUAACUCACAGGGCCGCAUCAUCGUAGGUUUGUCCAACGGAGAUGGCUAUACCUACUCGCAGGCUAUGUAUAUCUGGCAACGUCUGUCGGAGCCUUGGUGGGCAGUGGGUAGUCAGUACUGGAACACGGCAGAUACAUCCAUCUCUACUGUGCAACCCACUUCCAAGGGCACAAAUGGCAGCUCCACUGUUGACGAAGACCUCAAGCCGGAGAAUCUCUCGGCGGGCAUCGUCCCUUUACUCGAACGCAACACCACAACCCAGUCAUUAAUGCGUGGCCGAGCAUACUUCUUGCAACGACUAGUCAAGACACUCCUUGUGGCUGAAGGAUACGAAGGAUUUGAGAGCGCCGUAAGCGUCGCGCAUCUCGAGAAUCGUGUCGCAGCCGCCAUGACGUUGGGUGCACGUGAAGAGUUCCAUCUGUAUCUCCUCAUGUACGCUAAGCGCAUUGGCGCAGAAGGUUCUAAGGCUAAGGUCGAGGAAUUGCUACGAUCACUUAUGGGCAGCGUUUUCGAAGAUGAAGAGGAAAAGGAAAAGCCAGACGAGGAGAAGGGACAAGGCUGGAUGGCCGAAGAAGGCGAUCUCGUUGGCUGGCCUCGGCAAGAGUUGCUCAAGGAGGUAGUUCUCAUCCUUGGCAAGCAUCGCGACCUCCAGCGUAUCACUGUACCAUACGCGCGUCUCCUAGGUGUCCUGGAUGGCGCCAGUGAUGCUAUGGAGAUAUGA
Molecule: messenger RNA, 3150 nt
Organism: Aureobasidium subglaciale EXF-2481
Lineage: Eukaryota; Fungi; Ascomycota; Dothideomycetes; Dothideales; Saccotheciaceae
Exons: 4
Coding region: 1-3150 (1049 amino acids)
Biological process (GO): DNA-templated transcription; chromatin remodeling; regulation of DNA-templated transcription
Cellular component (GO): HIR complex; nucleus
Molecular function (GO): protein binding; nucleosome binding
Source: RefSeq, a predicted model, not a curated record